AUGGCUUUUGUUGUACCAGCAAGCCCAUCAACAAAAGAAACAACCAAUUAUGCCAGGUUAUGCCGUGUUCUUGUAGAUGUGGGCACUUGUGCCCUCAGGGAUUGCUUUGAUGCCAUCUGCACACCACCAACUCUUCACACGGUCUUGGCAGCCAAUCAAGCCACCUUGCAUAAUUUGAGAACACGGAGGAUUAUCAAUGCAACACAAUGGGGAAAACUCUUUCCAGCCAUACCUUCUUCAGUCUCAUCAAAGUAUUUUGACAUCACUCUGCUGACAAUUUUGUUACGCAAUAUAUGCGGUCUUGUUCCCCCAGUGACUGGAUGGGACAUGCUCCCUGCUUCCACAGACAUCAGCUGUGAGGCAGACAUCGCGAGAAUCAAACUCCUCAGAAAUACAGUUUACGCUCACGCCGAGAGCGCUGCUGUUGAUGCUGCAACAUUUAACAAGCUCUGGAGGGAAAUCCGGGACACUCUAGAACGACUAGGAGGAGCUACAUUUAAGGUAAAAUAGACUUCAAAUAUUCAGUAUGACAUGUUGAGUUGAUAUCUUUAGUUAUCUUAUUUUUAUUCUAAGUACUCUGCAUUGGGGCAAUGCAGUAAUUUUAAUGUGUAAUUAUGUCCGAUUUAAGGUCGCUGUUGACAAAUUGGAAGUUUGCUGCAUGGAUCCCGAUAUGGAAGUCCAUUACAAAGAACUCCUUCUUCAGUGGAAAAAUGAUGAAGACAACAUAAAAGAUGAACUAAAAGACAUUGGCGUAGACAUAAAAGUAAUUGGCACCGAAAUAAAAGAAAUUAGCACUGACAUAAAAACCCUCACUAAGAAGUUUGAUGACUUAGUAGAAUCAAAUGGGUCUUCCGCCAAAGAAACAGGUAAUGUGAAAAUACCAAAAUAUUAGUUGACUGAAAACCUCCCCUGUGCCCGUUAUAGACUAUACUCACUGGCAGCAAAAAUAGGACAGAGAAUUCCUAGAAGGUAGUUCUCGGCAAUUUGCACAUUCCAGGGUAGAAGUGCCCACUUUAGACUAAAACGUGUGACAGAGAUACUCAGGAGUCUUGCUUUAAUGUAAAUCUGCCGGCAGAUGUAGGUACAGUUGUGGACUGCUAAGUCCAGACUCGGAUCGUCAACCUGAUGCUUAGCCUUAAAAAACGUUGUUUCAAAAUGACCGAUUGAUUUAAUAUUGUUUUGAUUAAUCACUGUAAAACCUGCAUGCGCAAUUUAGCAAAAUGGCGGGAUUACUUUUUCGGAAUUUACUAUAAUGUCCUCUCAAAAGUGUAGUUUCCGGAGCUCAAUUUACAGCAGAAGGAGCCGAUAGGUUCCUGACUAACAGGUUAAGCAAGUUCAUCUGACCAUCUGGGUAACAUAAAAAUUGCAUUGCAAUUGCAAUAGUCUUAUACUCAGCAUUUCUGACUUGUUACAGAAAAGUAUUAUAUCACGAGUUAUGAUAAGAACCUCUAAGUAUCUUUAACUUACUAGUAAGACUAACUUAUCUUCCCUAGGAAUAUUAACACUGUCUCUAUUAGUCUUUUCAGAGAUUGGCAUUAGCCACUUAUUUCAUUAUCCUCUUUUGCCUUAAAGCGAUAAUGGCUACGACAAGGCAAGAGAUAAAAAUUAUGUUCUUCGGCUCCCGUCCCCUCUAGCUGCAGGUCGCAGCUGUGCACAUGAGUAGUCUCGAAUUGAAAUAUGAAAUGAAUUAUAUUUUGAAUUGCGGAUAAAGAUAUGAACGUGAUUAUAAUCUUCGCAGUAGAGUACAGUAAAAACCCGCAUAAGUGAUUUAAGCACCUACAGGCUAAAAUUUGGCAUUUAAACACCCAAAUAGCCUGGCAAAGAAAAAUAGGUUCUUAUCAAGAGAGGAUGAAGGGGACAGAGGAGGUAUUCCUGUUACUCACCCUGUUCCAUAGGUAAUUCGUCUCGAGUUAUUUUUAAUACCAGUAGAUCCCAAGGGGGAUUAGACAACAGCCAAUCAUAUAGCGCGAAUGUGUUCCGCGUGGAUGACCCUCGCUCAGAGCCACUCGUUCUUCACGAAUUGACGCAGAAAAAAAUGGCGGAAGACGCGAGGAGCGAUAUUGCUAUUUGCUUUGUCGACGAAAACGACUAAAGAGAGAUUUCUGCUAAAGCUGUGUCAGUGAAACGGAAAUGUAUAGAGAAAUGUAUAGAGCUAACAGUGCAGCAGGGAAAUCCUCAUCACACUGAAUAUUCUCUCAGGAUCAUUUAUAAUUUACAGUUUGAAGAGAGCAAUUUCUGGUUUGAUAUUUAUUCUUUUAUUAUUCAAUAAAAAUAAUACUUGGCGUCCUACUUGCCUUAUUAUACAUAUGACGGGUUUCAAUAGACCGGCGAAAUUUCUCGUAAUCACUGAGGUCACGACAACUUCGAGUGAAAGUGAUUUCACGGGUUGUCAACGAGUCCAGCGAUUCCCUUUUCCCAGGUGAGCGCCGACUCAUUUCGCUUCAAUGUUCAGAAAUGCUCUCGAUCUCUUUACGCUUUCAUUGCCUUUCGCCCGACAUGUUUUGCACUGCGUUUAGUCAUGCGAAACCUCCACGAAACAUCCACGCAGCGCGCGAGGUAACUUCAUGCCGGUUCUAAAAAUAAGUCGAGACGAAUUACCUAUGGAAUAGGGUGUGUAUGGGGGAUGCCUUCUCUGUCCCCUUUAUCCUCUCUUGGUUCUUAUACAAAAAAAUCACUCCAAAUUUGAUGGUCAAAAUUUUGGAUUCUAAUUGCGUGAGAAAUAACGUCUGACAAAAAGUUAUUGUGUAUACGUUUUCUUUGUUCUGUAUGCAAGCAUUUUUGCUGUUCAAAAUACAAGUGCUACACCAUUAUGUAUUAGUAGUAUAAUAUUUUCUGCCAAUGGUUACACUACGACAACCUCUGAAAAAUAAGAACCUAGCAUUAAGAAUUGUAUUAAUAACCUAAUUAGCCUAAAAUUCUAGGUUCUUAUGAGCAUGUAAUUUUGUUAUUAACUUGAACUUGAUUUUGCUUUUUCAUAGAACUAGAACUGAUGAGAAUACUGGAUACCUCUUCUGUGUGCAGAGAGAAAUUUCAUGAGAAUGAACUUUUGUCGUCUUUCUGUACACAGUGCAAAGCGUGCAUUUGCGACAAAUGUAAACAAACUCGUCACAAAAAACACAACACAGUUUCUAUCGAUCAAGCCGCAGAACAACACAAAGUUGAUAUCGAAGAAAUUGUAGAAGAAAUGAAAAGAGAAAUUGCUGUUUACAAAGAGCAGAUGAAAAGAACAAAUGAAUCCUUUAGAAGAGGCAGACAGAGGAUUGCUGCAGCACGCAAUGAAGUAAUGACGUCUGUUGAGGAACUGAUGCGACUUUUACAGGAACAUGAAAAGGCUGUGAUAACCAGUUUAGAUGUACUUGAGGGAAAGGCACAAAGAGAGCAUGCAACCCAACGAGAACAUUUUCAAAUUUCUAUGAAUCAGUUACAAACACAUGCCGAUUGGUUCAAGGAUAUUUUAGAGAGAAAGAAAAGUGUUGAAAUUUUGCAAGCACAUGCUCUAAUUGGCCAGUGCCGAGGUGUUCUAAAUGCAGAGAAAAAGACCAUUUAUAAACCAUCGCAUGUCAGAUACGAGAUAAAUAAAGAGCUUGUGAAAGAUGUGAGAAGCGCAGUUUCGUCGAUGGGUCAAGUUGUUGUUAGUAACACAGAUCCUUUGCAGUCGCUGGCUGAAGGAAUAGGUCUGAAGGUAGGCGAAGUUGGACGCGAAGCAAAAAUUACCCUGACGACCAAUGAUUUUGAUGGAAACCAAUGCUACGAUGAAAACGAUCGAAUAGCUGUGACAGUUAAGACUCCUUCGAGCAAAGGACUUAGCUACAUGAUUGAACCCAACAAAAAUGGUGAAUAUAGCGUCAGUUAUACCCCUGAUUGUGUUGGACAACAUGAAGUGCUGAUUGCUGUUAACGAUGAGCCACUGAAUGGUAGUCCUUGGAGCGUUUAUGUAACACAUCGUUACAAAUAUUCAUUUUCGAUUGGUUUACAUGCAAGAGAACAAGGACAAUUCUUCCGGCCCAUUGGUAUUGCAAUAGAUGAUAAAUCUGGAAAUGUUGCAGUUGCUGAUGAAAAGAGAGUCCAGAUUUAUAGUUUAGAUGGCACGUACCUCAGAGAUGUUGGUAAAAACACACUAUCUUCACCGACAUCAGUAGCAUUCACCAAGUCAAGUGAACUCAUAGUUGUUUCUUCAAAUACGAUCUUUUUUUUUUUUAGGAGUUACAGAUUUGUGAAAACUAUAACCAACAAACAUCUCAAUGAACCACGCCGCCUGACUAUUGCAGUUGAUGGACGCAUGGUGGUGUGUGACUGGGGUGACCAUACAGUCAAGGUACUGUCCUCUGAUGGUUCACAGCUAUUGCUUACCAUCCGUGAAUCUGCCAAUAAUCUUCCAAGGCAUGCUGUUUGUCAUCAGAAGAUGAUAUUUGUUUCCUAUUACCUGGCAGGUAUUGUUAAGGUAUUUAGCGAGAAGGAUGGUGUGUUUCUGUACAGUAUAGGUGUUUCCAACCUGAGUAGUCCUGUUGGUCUUGAAGUUGACAGGUUUGAUAACCUGGUGGUAUGUGAUCGUGAUAACGCAAGACUUCAGAUAUUUACUCUUGACGGAAAAUUUCUAAGCUCAGUAGAAGGACAACACAAUGGGCUUAGUGAGCCUUAUUCUAUCGCCGCGUCGAGCGCUUCUCAGUUGUUUGUCACUGAUUAUAGCAAACACUGUGUGCACGUUUUUCAGUGA
This is a messenger RNA of Porites lobata, 4714 nucleotides long. Lineage: Eukaryota; Metazoa; Cnidaria; Anthozoa; Scleractinia; Poritidae. The record is from the annotation of a GenBank genome assembly.